AUGCCCCAGGACGCGGACCUCCAUUUCAAGCCUCUGUGGGGGUCUACAACCACCCUUCAACCGCCGCAUCCGGACACUGAAAACACCUAUGAGGGAGACACUCUAAACCACGUUACGAUGGGAAAGGAAGUAGAUGAUGUGAACCUGUCGAUACACUCAGUGGACGGCCCUUGUGCACCGAAUCGCUCGAGAACGUGGGGAAACGAUGUCGUCGAAACGAGAAGCAGGAACUGGAGUUGGGCUUGGACAUGGGGAUUUCGCGACCGGUGGAUUUCAGCAUGCAGGACUACGGAACUAGUUAUGUCACCUGCGGUUCGAUCUGCUGAGCAAACGAUGCAAGCAGCCUUCAGCGCGAUAUGGUGUUUCAUCUGUCACAACGUCUGGCCAUUCCUGGUACGGGUGUUUACAGCGAAGAAGCAGUGGUUCGCAUUCUUCAUGUUCAUCUCCUGCGCAGUGGUGCCUAUGGUUACUCUUGGCUACUUUACACCUAGGCCCGAGUUUGCCGUUGGAACAUGGCCGCCCUACUACAAUGUCUUUGCGGCCAAGUACAUGAGCUGUGGCAACUACAUUGAUGAUCGGCCGGCCAAUUCGACAGUCACAGGCUUUGAAGGACUCUUCGUGCUUGAUCAGACCUGGGGCCGAUUCUCGUUUUCAACGGUCAAAACCAUCGAUGUUGCUUGGGACAUUCUCGUUGGCCGCGGAUUGCAACUACUGGCAUGGUGGGUUGCGUACGUUGUCUUCUCUGACGCUCUACUACGAGUGAUCGAACGUCACCCUGCAUCUUUCCGUAUCUUCCAACGUAUCGCACUGGAGGGACCCAGCCUAACCUCGCUAUGGACACUUUGCAAGGAGCUGUUGUCUGUCAAUAGUAAGCGAACGAAAACUCUGUUCGCCUACAUCCUCCUGUCCACGAGCUACGUCCUAUGCAUACCCAUGUUCCUUGGAGCUAUGACCGGUUAUGAUAGUACAUCAAUCGCUUGGUUGGAUCUCGACAACUCGAACAACAUCGUCCCCACAUCUGCAGUGAAGUAUGCCUGGGUCAUAACGGGUACUUCGAAUUCGACGUUCGAUGAACCUAUUUGCGCGGAUUCAGGCGAUUAUACGAUCCAGUCGGCCUACAUGUAUUCACGUAUGAGUCACUGUACCUGCCAAAUGCCAAACGGCACUUUGGCACCGCCAGGCACUUUCUGGUCUUUUAAAUCCUUCGAAUUGCUCAAGCAGGAAGACCAGUGGAAUGCGGCAGGAACACCUUGUUUGUUCAACUACCCAGGCAGCAACGACACCUGGCAAGAGACCAAGUAUGACUCGGAGACCGGCCGGUAUAGCAAAAAUGUGACCUACAACUGUAACGAAACAGUGACAUACAAAAUCAACGAUUAUCAGUACGAUGUUCAAAUCCUGAAUGCGACGAACGCCUACUGCUACGACCAUAAAGCAUACAAUCUGAUGGAUUUGCAGGGCAAGUCAAGAUGCCUACCCGAUACAGCCAAUCCUUCUUAUCAGUGGGGUUUCUCGACGAUGCUUUCGGGCAUAUUCGUGUUCAUACACUUUGGAUGGGGUGUGAGCAUGUACAUCCUAUGGCUUGACGCGCAAAGCAAAUCAACUCUGAUCCAAGAAGGCUAUGAGUUGACGCCGCUUAGAGCAGCAUUUGCGAUCGCAAAAGCUGUGAAACGCAAGACGGGUCUUGGAGAGAGACAACUAGUCAGACACGAUACAAAAGAUUUAAACAAGGAGCUUUACGGCAUCGGCAAAGAGAAGGGGACGAAUAUCGACUACAGUAUAUUCGCGGCGAAUAUUGAAGAAAAUGCGAAGGAGGAGAAGGGGGUCAGGAGGAGAAGAGCCUUGGCUCUGGAUGGACUGCCAUCUUGA
Messenger RNA from Macroventuria anomochaeta, 1869 nucleotides. RefSeq lists its product as uncharacterized. The record is from RefSeq and is a predicted model, not a curated record. The transcript has 4 exons. Lineage: Eukaryota; Fungi; Ascomycota; Dothideomycetes; Pleosporales; Didymellaceae. The coding region runs from base 1 to 1869 and encodes 622 amino acids.